Amphibalanus amphitrite is the source of this 1653-nucleotide messenger RNA. RefSeq lists its product as uncharacterized. Bases 86 to 1393 code for a protein of 435 amino acids. The transcript has 3 exons. NCBI's taxonomy places the organism in Eukaryota, Metazoa, Arthropoda, Thecostraca, Balanomorpha, Balanidae. The record is from RefSeq and is a predicted model, not a curated record.
GGAAGCUCUGCGCCGGAGACGGAGCAGUGGUGCACAGGGCAGCGGCGGUGUGGGACCGGCCGUGCGGCACACAGGGAUCUCUGUCAUGUCGGCACGUUCAGUGGUAACAGCGGCGCUGUUGUUUGCGCUGGCGCUGGGUGCUCUCGGCCAGCGCGCUGCCCUGGAGGUGACACCGCGCUGCUCGCGCCCCUUCGCCCCUCCGGCGCCGUCCUGUUUCUGCAGCACCAGCAGCGCCGGCCACUGGACAGUGACGUGCGGCUGUCCCGACGAUACCUUCCCGGCCGGACAGGAUGUGGUUCUGACGCCACAGCUGCUGCCGCCGGCCGGCCGCGCCGCCGACGGUCUCCAGAUCGCGCUGCUCGGCUGUCGCCGCGCGGUGCGUCUCUCUGCCGAGCUGCUGACCGCCGCCGACUCCCGCUUCUCCUCCAUCUCACUGGAGGUGCGCGACACGGACCACCUGGUGCUGCCGGAGCGGCCGGACGGCGGACGGCCGGGAGCGCUCCGGUUCAGCAGCGUGGAGGCGCACUUCGAGCGGGUCUCCGUGCCGAGAAUCACCGGCGCCCUGUUCUCUCAGCGGCUGUCCGUGAACGCCACCUUCGACAGCGUGGAGAUCGGAGAGAUCGCCGCCGGAGCGUUCCACCAGACCCUGGUGGCGCCUGAGGUACGAAUCACCGACUCUCGUGUGGGCCGUAUCGCGCGGGGGGCCUUCCAGCUGCCGGUCGGCACGUCCUCAGCCGACAGUCCGCUGGCCGGUCUGCGCCUGCUGCGGUCCCACGUGGACGAGUGGUCCGCCGGGGCGCACGUGGGCGGCGUGCUGGUGCACGUGGUCGACUCGCACGUGGCGCAUCUGCGGCGGGCGGCGCUCUCCACGGUCGGGCUCGUGGAGCUGCGCUGGACGGGCAGCACUGUGGCGGAGGCGGAGGCAGAGGCGGUGCUGCAGGACUCGGCGCCCCCUCCGGACCUCCUGCCGCCCGCCGAUCUGACCUUCAUCAACAACACCUUCCGUAUGGCGCCAGACAGCAGCAGCACCACCGGACUGCUACACUUCACCACUGGCGUGCCCAGCGCGCUCCAGUUUACCGAUAACCUGGUGGAGGGCGCCGCAGCGGCUCCGGUGACACCGGCACCGCGCCCCGACCAGGUGACUGGUACCAGGCUGCAGUGCCGGUGCGAGCUGCUGCGCCCCUGGCUGACCGAGUCGCCGCCGUUCGCCGAGACGGCCCAGUGCGCGGGAGGCGAGGAGGAGCGCCGGGUCGCCGAGUUCUACCAAGAGGAGUGUGGAGGUGGGCGGCUGCGGACCCUACCCGACUCGGCGGCCGGCCGGCUCUCCGUGGCCGCCGGGAUCGUCGCUCAGCUGGCAGUAGCGGUCGGCCUCAGACGCGCGCUGGCCUGACACACGGGAGCGCAGCGCUGGCACCGGUGGACGUCCGUCCCCGGUCCGCACGGCUCCGCAUUACAUCAUCCGACCGGUACGGCGGCGGACUACACUCUGCGACAGUGAGGCUCGCCAACCUAGCUCUGUGUUAUUGUCAUCAUCUUCGAAUCAUCAAAUGCCAGAAUGAGUACCAUUUGUGAAAGUUUGUAUGUGAUACUCAACCGUGUGUUUAACUUCAUUCAUGGCUGCUUGCUUGAAUAAAGAAAGAGAAAAUGAAA